Messenger RNA from Cuscuta europaea, 1722 nucleotides. NCBI's taxonomy places the organism in Eukaryota, Viridiplantae, Streptophyta, Magnoliopsida, Solanales, Convolvulaceae. The record is from the annotation of a GenBank genome assembly.
UACAGACUAGAGACAGCUUUGCCCCAUACUGGUCUUUCCAUCGUGAACUUGCUGGCUACAAAUCUAUCACACCAUAAACAAAUCACUUCCACAACUCCAGUAAUCUCAAGCCACUACUACCCUUCUGCCAAAAUGCAGCUCCUACCGCCGGCAGCCGCAGCCACGGCGUUUCUCACCCUAAUACUGCUGCUUUUGCCAUCUGCGGGGGAAGCUCACAACAUCACCACCAUCUUGGCCAAAUACAAGGAGUUCUCCACCUUCAACCACUACUUAUCACUCACUCGCCUGGCCACCGACAUCAACAACCGGGAGACUAUUACUGUCUGCGCCGUUGACGAGGAUGCCAUGGCGGAUCUUCUCGCCAAGCAGCACUCGAUCUACACUAUUAAGAAUAUCCUCUCCUCACACGUGAUCUUAGACUAUUACGGCUCGAAGAAGCUUCACCAGCUCACCAAUGGCACUGCCCUGGCCGCCACUAUGUUCCAGGCCACCGGAUCCGCUCCCGGCGCCACCGGAUUCGUCAACAUCAUGGAUCUGAAAGGUGGCAAGGUCGGAUUUGGAUCUCAGGGGAACGGGGCAGCCAUCCCCGAGGCCACUUUCGUCAAGGCCGUUGAAGAGAUUCCUUACAACAUUUCCAUCAUUCAUAUCACUAGGGUACUUCCGUCAGCGGUGGCGGAAGCACCGGCUCCCGUCCCCACCGAGACGAGCGUCACGCAGAUAAUGUCGGCUCACGAGUGCAAAUUAUUCGCCGAGAUGCUCCGUCACUCCGCAGCCGAGCAGACAUUCGAGGGCGACAUCGAGGGCGGAUUAACCAUCUUUUGCCCAGUCGAUGACGCGAUGCGGAAAUUCAUCCCGAAAUAUAAAAAUUUAACCAAAGAUCAGCAGGAAUCUCUGCUGGAGUACCAUGGCAUCCCAGUGUACCAGACGCUCCAGUCUCUGAGGUCAAACAACGGCGACCUGAACACUUUAGCCACCGACGGGCCCAAUUUCGGCAUCAACGUUCAAAAUGACGGCCAGGAUGUGACGCUCAAGACGAAGAUCAACAAGGCGAAGAUUACGGGAACUUUGUGGAAUAAACAACCACUGGUCAUUUUAACGAUCGAUGAGGUCUUAAUGCCGAAGGAGCUCUUUAAACCGGCGCCCGUCCCCACACCUGCUCCCUCGCCAUCGCGGGAGGAAGACGACGCCGAGUCUCCUAAACCUGCCGCCGGUAAGAAGCGUAAGCCAACUAAUAAAUCUCACACCGAGUCUCCGGCUGAUGCUCCGGCCGGUGAAGUCGCAGAUCAGAACGCGGAUGCUAACGGGGUAGUUGGUUUCAACGGUGGGAGAUUUGUUACCGCAGGGAUAAGUAUUUGUUGUGCAUUUUUAAUGCUGUAAUUGUGGGUCUGGAUAUUUCAAUUGAUUACUCUCUGGAUAAGACCUCCAACGUUCAAAAAAAUCAAAAAAAAAAAAAGGUGUGGCCAUUCCGGCAGUUAUGAGAUUCAAAUUCAAUAUUUUUGAAAAUCCAAAUACUAGUAUGGAGUAUGUGUUAUUCAGAUAGCUAGCUUCUUCAUGGUUGAUGUGAUUUUGUGAGGGUAAAGAGGUCCAAGUGCUCCCGUUCUUUGUGACUAAAAUGUAUUGCUAGUAGUCCGUGGUCGUUGAUUGCUUUGUGUGGUACAAAUAGACUGGUGUAGAAUUUGGCUUCUCUUUAGAUUUAUCGUUCUGAAUAGGACUAAAUUGUUG